AUGGUGGCCCGGUGGCUGCUACAGCUAGUGCUUCUUCUUGGCCUCGCCGGCGUUCUUCAGGUCCAUGGCCAGGUCGACAAGUUAGCCAGUUUCAUAACCAUAGACUGUGGCCUGCCGGAGAAUUCCCCCGGCUACAUGGACAACGUCACCAAGCUCCGGGCAACCGGGGACGCCGGCUUCACCAACACCGGCACCAACCACAACAUCUCCACCGAGUACAUCACCCCGACGAUGGGCUGGACUUGGCACACCGUGCGCAGCUUCCCCACCGGCGUGCGCAACUGCUACACGAUCCGUCCAGUAGGAUCGGCCGGGCCCAACUACCUCAUACGCGCCUUCUUCAUGUACGGAAACUACGACGGGCUCAAUAGUCUGCCCAUCUUCGACAUUUACCUCGGCGUCAACUACUGGAAGACUGUGAACAUCACUGCCACUGACAUGCCAUUGAUCGUGGAGGUCAUCGCCUACGUUUAUGGCGGCAUUGUGCAGGUAUGCCUCGUGAACACUGACUCCGGGACGCCGUUCAUCACCAGCCUGGGCCUGAGGCCCCUCAAGACGACGCUCUACCCGCAAGUCAACGCGACGCAGGGGCUUGUUCUUAUCACCAGGUCCAGCUUUGGCACUAAUAAGACUGUGAGGUACCCCGACGAUGCCUACGACCGGGUAUGGCUCCCAUGGACCAAGCCGCAUCCGGACGAGUGGCUGGAGAUCUCAACGGCCGAGAACGUGGAAGAUAACCUCGAAAGCUUCGAGGUGCCCUCCGCCGUGAUGCGCACCGCCGUCACGUCCGCCAACGCCUCCUCCCCCGUCCGCUUCUCGUGGGACGCGGUGCGGAACGCCAACUACCACGUCCCCGGGUACUCCUGGAUGCUCUACUUCGCGGAGCUGCAGAAGGACGCCGUGCGCGGGUUCUACAUCACCACCAACGGCGAGCUCUCGUACCCGCACGUCAUGACGCCGGCGUACCUGGCAACCGACGCCGUCUUCCAGCGCAAACCUGUCCAUGGCUUCGACCGGUACGAGAUCUCGCUGAACGCCACCGCGAACUCGACGCUCCCUCCGAUCAUCAACGCCGUCGAGGUCUUCUCGGUCCUCCCCACCACCGGCGUACCCACGGCCCCUCAGGAUGUUUCUGCCGUCACGGCGGUCAGAGACAAGUACCGGGUGAAGAAGAACUGGAUGGGGGAUCCCUGCGCGCCGAGGAAAUUUGCGUGGGAUGGAUUGAGUUGCGACUACGCUGUCUCCGGACCACCAACUGUCAAAGGCUUGAAUCUGUCUUCAAUGGGUCUGAGUGGCAAUAUCUCGUCUUCUUUUGGGGACCUCAAAGGUUUACAAUACUUGGAUUUGUCUCGCAACAAUCUCACCGGCUCCAUUCCUGACACCCUUUCACGAUUGUCAUCGCUCACACUUCUUGAUUUGACAGGAAACCGGCUUACAGGAGAAAUUCCUUCCAUGCUUCUGAAAAGAAGCCAAGAUGGCUUCCUAACUCUGAGAUAUGAAAACAACCCGGACAUCUGCAGCAACGGCAAUUCUUGCGUGCCUCCAAAGAAGAAGAGCAAUUCGAUGGUUCCUGUCUAUGUUGCUAUUCCAAUAGUUGCAGUACUCGUGAUUGUGUUGCUUUUAGUGCUGCUCAUGUGCAUGCGAAGGAGAAGGCAAGGAACAGCAAGCAACAGCAUCAAGCCGCAGAAUGAGACGCGCUUUACCCCGUCGCACUCUUGGAAUAGAAACAAAGACAGCUCACUGCAACUGAACAAUCAGCGAUUCACGUACGAGGAAAUAAAGGUCAUAACGAACAACUUCCAGCGAGUGAUCGGCCAAGGAGGGUUUGGUAAAGUCUAUGAUGGAUUCUUGGAGAAUGGCACCCAGGUGGCUGUCAAGCUUCGGUCUGAGUCAUCAGCUCAAGGUGUACAAGAGUUCCUGGUCGAGGCUCAGACGUUAGCUAAGAUUCAUCACAAAAAUCUUGUAACCAUGAUUGGCUACUGCAACGAUAGAGAGCACCUAGCCCUCGUGUACGAGUACAUGUCCGAAGGGGCCCUACAUGAACAUCUGAGAGGCAGACACUACGACACAACAUUAACCUGGGCACAGAGACUUCGUAUUGCACAGGAAUCCGCACAAGGGCUUGAGUAUCUACACAAGGGCUGCAAUCCACCCCUCAUCCAUAGGGAUGUGAAGACAUCAAACAUCUUGCUAAAUGCGAACCUUGAGGCCAAGAUUGCGGAUUUUGGCCUACUCAAGGCAUUCAAUUGCGAUGAUGAUACCCAUGUGUCCACAGCCAGGUUGGUUGGCACGCAUGGUUACAUUGCCCCUGAGUACCUAACAACAUUGCAGCUGACUAAUAAGACUGAUGUGUAUAGUUUUGGAGUAGUGUUGCUGGAAAUAAUCACGGGCCAACCUCGCAUCUUGAAUAAUCCGGAACCUUCAAGCAUCACCAAGUGGGUCCAGGAACGGCUUUCCCAGGGAAACAUAGAGGGCGUGGUGGAUGCGCGCAUGCAUGGAGAGCACGACAUCAACAGCGUGUGGAAAGCAGCGGGCAUUGCUCUCAAGUGUACUGAGCAGACACCAGCGCAACGGCCAACAAUGACCGAGGUGGUGUUACAGCUGCAAGAGUGCCUCGAGCUUGAGACUGUGCGCUGCAGCGGUGGCAGCACGAAUCCUAAGUUUUACAUGACGAGUGGCAGCGACUCGUUCUCAAGUUAUAAUCGAUACGCCGCUAACCAGUCUGCUAGUGUGAGUCAUAGCAAUGAUGUAUUUGAGGUGGAGCGUUUAGGCAGGGUUCCAACCAUGACUACUGGUCCUGUCGCCAGGUGA
Triticum turgidum subsp. durum (durum wheat) is the source of this 2811-nucleotide messenger RNA. The record is from the annotation of a GenBank genome assembly. Lineage: Eukaryota; Viridiplantae; Streptophyta; Magnoliopsida; Poales; Poaceae.